Synchytrium microbalum is the source of this 1248-nucleotide messenger RNA. RefSeq lists its product as uncharacterized. The record is from RefSeq and is a predicted model, not a curated record. The transcript has 5 exons. Gene Ontology annotation, molecular function: U6 snRNA binding; metal ion binding; pre-mRNA binding. Gene Ontology annotation, cellular component: Prp19 complex; U2-type catalytic step 1 spliceosome; U2-type catalytic step 2 spliceosome. NCBI's taxonomy places the organism in Eukaryota, Fungi, Chytridiomycota, Chytridiomycetes, Synchytriales, Synchytriaceae. Bases 1 to 1248 code for a protein of 415 amino acids.
AUGCAGUAUAUGGAUAGACCCGCGAGGAAACAAGCGUCUGGCCCCAAGGGAAUGAAGACUGGAGCUGGCGAGUACAAUGUUUGGUAUGAUAGAUGGAGUGGAGAAGAUUACAAGAAGGGAGGUGUCGACAAGGCAUUAAGCAGAUGCAACAUUGCUCGAGAUGCAGGCCGUACAAAGGGAAACUGGAAUAAAGGUGCUCGCUUCUGUCUCUAUUUCGCUCGAGGUGCUUGUGAUAAAGGAGAAAACUGUCUGUAUCUUCAUCGUCCUCCUGUAGCUACCGACGUGGAAGAUACAGGAUUCGAUUGCUUUGGAAGGGAAAGAUUUCGUUUGCAUAGAGAUGAUAUGGGUGGUGUGGGCUCUAUUGAAAAGGAUUCAAAGACGCUUUAUAUUGGUCGAUUAUCAACCUCAAGAGACAUUACUGCUGCAGUCAAAAAGCACUUUGCGGAGUGGGGUGAUAUUGAACAGCUAAAAGUGUUUCCUGAAAAGUGUAUAGCAUUUGUGCGAUAUGUCAAGAGAGGGAUGGCAGAGUUUGCCAAAGAAGCCAUGUAUGGACAAUCACUCGAUAGUAACGAGGUGCUCAACGUACGAUGGGCAGAAGAUGAUCCAAACCCAGGAGUCGUUGAAGACCUCAAACGAAAAGCAGAAGUAGCAUUCUACGAAGCUGCUAGAGCAAAAAUGCCUGCAAUAGGAGAUAAAGGAGACGUAUUUGCAUAUGAAAGAUAUUACGAAAAUCCUGAUAAUCUCCAACAGCAGCAGGACGGUCAACAGCAACAACAACCACAAAAAUACCAAACCGCUGAAGAAUACUAUGCUGCCUAUAACGCUUAUUACGCAUCUCAAGCUGCUUCAGGUGCUGGUACAGAAGGUGCCUCAUCAACAGCAGCACCACCGCAGGGUAUGAAUGACAAGUCACAGGAAUAUCAAAAUGCAUAUUGGUCUUGGUAUUAUAUGAUGAUGAAUGCUCAUGGAGGAGCUCCGCCACCGCCUGGAACCAUUGUCCCUGUAGAUAGUCUUCUUGCUUCGGCAGGUGAGAGGCCGAAAAAGAAGGUCAAAGUUGGUGGCAAAGGUAAAAAUAAGAGUGCUGUUGCUAGUUUCGAAGCUGGUGAUGAUGCUACUAGUGGGCAAGAAUCCGCAGCUGAUAAUAAAAAGCAAGAGAGGCAACCGCCUGCAGUGAAUGCAGCCAAGCCAAUAUCACAAAAAGCUACAGCUCUGUUAGCUGGAUAUGGUAGUGAUGAGGAAGAAUCUUAG